UCGGAUAUAAAGGGUCACUUGAAAUUACGCGUACAGUCCCUUUAAUGUCAUAUUUUUAUUGUUACUUGAGGAUUGUAUUAUCAGCUGGUCUGCUGGCCUGGUUGGACGGAAAAGUUUGUUCUACAUUAAGAUUGAUCUGACAAGACUUUAUUCUCAGCUCCUUCUUUCUAUAUUCUUUCAAACCUUUAUUCUUUGGAUUUUAGCAUAUCUGUCAUUUUUUAUCAAGGUUGAUGAUUUUACUGACCGGUAUAUGGGAGCCCUGACUGCUUUACUAGUGAUGGCCGCACUCUUGAGUUCAAGCAAGGAAAAUGUUCCCCCGACUUCUGGACUGAUAAUGAUUGAUGUUUGGUUUGUUUGGUUCAUUGCCAGUGUGUUCUUAAUCACAAUCAUUCAUAUCUUUAUCGAAAAAGCAGAAAACAGGCCGAUGAUGUGGAGUAGAAGGGUGAAACGAGUUAACCCCAAGGAAACCACUUUAUCCUACCAGCUCCAGGACAAGCUCAGGGCGAUGGGGAAAAAGGAACUUUAUAAUUUUCUUGCUCAAAUAGUAUUUCUCAUUAAGACAAUCGUGUUUCUAAUCAUCUAUGCUGGUUUGACUGUGUAUAAUGAUUGAUUUUCGACAAUCUUGUAAACAUGUAAAAAUUGUAACAAUCGUAUUUCUUAUCAUCUGCGCAAGUUUGACAGUAUCUGAUUGGAUAUUUAACCAUCAUUUAGAUCAAAAAGAUCGACGCUAGUCUGUGGUGUAUAAGGAUCGAUCAUGUUAUCAUCACGAUCGUCUUUCUGAUCAUAUAACCUAAUUAGACAGUGUAUGAUUGAUGAUCGCAACCAAACAGUUGUCUUUUCAAGCCUCUUCGCAAUUUUACAUUAUUGUAAUGAUCGAAAAUUUAAUGAUCAUGUAAUAAUCAUCCUUUUUUGAUCAAAAUGAAAGUUUGAUAUAUUGUGGCUGGAUUGCUUCUCAAAUAUAUUAGUAGCAAGUCAGUCAGCUUGUUUCAACUCACAAUUGAAUGUCUUAGCUAUUAGCACAAGUCCCAACGAGGGAGGUAAAGCAUUCUGCACCAGUUUUCACUCCGGACCGUAAAUUAUGCCUCAAAGUCAUUUUUUCGUCCAACCUACCCACGACAGAUGAGACUACAGUAACGAUUUAAAUUAACUGCUUUCUUAUAUUCAUGAUUUUCAUGCAAUUGUAAACUUAAUUUUUUCUGAAUACAAUCAUUAAAUAAG
Molecule: messenger RNA, 1218 nt
Organism: Eurytemora carolleeae
Lineage: Eukaryota; Metazoa; Arthropoda; Copepoda; Calanoida; Temoridae
Exons: 6
Coding region: 251-610 (119 amino acids)
Biological process (GO): monoatomic ion transport
Cellular component (GO): membrane
Source: RefSeq, a predicted model, not a curated record